Messenger RNA from Sparassis crispa, 2187 nucleotides. RefSeq names its product kinase-like protein. Gene Ontology annotation, biological process: actomyosin structure organization; peptidyl-threonine phosphorylation. Gene Ontology annotation, cellular component: cytoplasm; cytoskeleton. Bases 1 to 2187 code for a protein of 728 amino acids. The record is from RefSeq and is a predicted model, not a curated record. Gene Ontology annotation, molecular function: ATP binding; protein serine/threonine kinase activity. The transcript has 8 exons. NCBI's taxonomy places the organism in Eukaryota, Fungi, Basidiomycota, Agaricomycetes, Polyporales, Sparassidaceae.
AUGUCUACGACAUGGCACAGGCGGAAGACCCGCUUAGGUAUUCUGCUGGAUGCUGAUGGAGAUGAGGACGCAGAGUCUCUUGCUUUGGAUAGGAUACUCCACGGUCAGAGUGUAAUUGGGAAAACCUCGAAGACGACAGAGAUCGAUACCCUGCGUUUCUCUGACGAAGACUUGGACGUUGUUGGGACACUAGAGUAUGGUCAAUUUGGUAUUAUCGACGUGGUAACCUGUAAACUAAAUGGUGAUGUGUACGUUCGCAAAUCCAUCGAGAAACGCUUUGCAUUGAAGACCACUGAUCAAUGCUCCCCACAGCUUGAGCGAGAUAUAUUGUUACGAGCACGGAAAACUGACUCCGAGUGGGCCCCGCAUCUGCUAUGCGCGUUUCAGACGCCCACACAUCUGAGCAUCGUAAUGGACUAUGCCUCGGGCGGGACGUUAUGGGAUGUUCUGCAGUCCAGUCCUCAUGACGGCAAGGUUCUAGAAACAGACUUGAAGUGGUGGGCGCCACAAAUCAUCAGUGCUAUCCAUUGGUGCCACUCACAACAUUUUGCCCAUAGAGAUAUCAAACCGCAUAAUUUUGUUUUGAGUACCGAUUCCCAAUUACUUUUGAUCGACUUCGGCUCGGCAGCGCCACUGUUGCCUCCUGAAAGUGAUGGCAGUCAAAGAGUACCAAAACGGCAUUGUCUUGUUCCAUGCGGGACAUGCGAUUAUAUCUCUCCGGAGAUCCUCCAAGCCCAUGAAGAGGCUUUGGUGGCUCUUGAGAUGGCCGACGAUUCAAGCGCAGUCCCUCAAGAUAACACGCAAGGAUAUGGCCGUGAAACGGACUGGUGGAGCACAGGCGCUAUGUUGUACGAGAUGACACAUGGCAUCGCACCUUUCUUUGCGAAUGAUAUACGACGAACAUAUCUGAAAAUCACUGAGCAUUACAAAAGCCUACGCUUCGACAGAUCUAUGGCCAUUUCCGCCAACUUAGAAGACCUAUUACGCGGAUUGCUUACAACUGCAGAACUGCGUUUGGGCCGUAGAAGUGUCGAAGAGAUCAAGGAACAUCCAUUCUUCAGGAGCACCGACUGGUCAAAUUUGCAUCGAAGCCCACGACCAGUUGAUCUGCAUCUCCCUCAAUUCACCUACACAACGCCAAUUGUGCCUUCUGCACCAGUGGCGAACUCGCACUCGUCUUCUGAAGGCUCCUCAUCCUCUCGUCCAUUCGCCUUCUCAGCAUUGUUCCAGUCUUCCCCAGCUUCAACACACGGUGUCUCUGUGCUUCCUGUAACUCCUUCGCACACCUCCAGUCGUUCAAUACUGAAGGAACAGCCAGUGGCGUCUUUCAUAGGCUUUUCUUGGGGCCCUUCACUCGAUGCAUUUACAGGCGCAGCCGACCAGCCGAACUCGAACAACCAGGAAGGACUCAGCACCAUACAACCCCUUAAUUUUCUCUCCGUUCCGCCAACACAUUUUGCGUCAGUACCACAGACGAUGCAUGCGACACCCGUUAUGCAGCGAUAUCCGUUUGCUACUCCUGUCCGUCCAAACGUUUUGACCCCGUUCCGAACGCUGCCACGGGCGAGCACUGUCCGCCGGACGGCCCCGCGCCGAGCGGUAUCUGAUCGUGAGGCAAUGAAGCAGCUCGUCGAUUGUGUGGGGAUGAGCGCUCGCAAGAAGGUACUGGAGAGUGGGCGGAAACCUCGCAUCAUCGGGUCCUCUGGCCGUUCGUCUGCAGUGAAGGAGCUCCGAUUCGACUCGUCCGUGGCCGUGGUCGGAGACAGUGGUGUUUCAUACAAGGUUGACCCUCCCACGCAAUCCACCGUUACGCUGCCGUCUGUCUUGUCUCUGUCUGGAAGCGGAUCGCAGGAGGCGCUGGUGGACCUUCCCAGCUACUCUGACAUCGACUCGGACCUCCCGGCAAGUCCAAGCCCCAGCCCCCGUCCGGGCUCUGCGCUGUCGAUGAUGUCAAGGAGGAGUCAAACCCCGACCACGUCGAGCUUCAACUUGUUACGAUUUGGUCAGGACAGCAUGCGGGUCGGAGAAGAAGAGAAGCUGCUUGUCUCUUCAUCAGUGGCGGACAGCCUCUCGUAUGACGUGUUGGACGAAUACGACAAGAGAUAUACGGUACUUUUGGAAGACCUUGCAGGUAUCGAAAGUCGCCUGAGUCGGUUAUCGAUGGUUGUGCGACAACACAGCUGCUAA